Messenger RNA from Aspergillus ibericus CBS 121593, 1104 nucleotides. RefSeq lists its product as uncharacterized. The coding region runs from base 1 to 1104 and encodes 367 amino acids. Gene Ontology annotation, molecular function: RNA binding. Lineage: Eukaryota; Fungi; Ascomycota; Eurotiomycetes; Eurotiales; Aspergillaceae. The transcript is spliced from 3 exons. The record is from RefSeq and is a predicted model, not a curated record.
AUGUCGACUGGCUUUUAUCCCAACCAGCUCAACGGCAUGUCCAACCACCGUGCUCAGCCCUUUUUGAUCCAUAAGCAAAAUGCCCAGUUCAUGCUUCCACCGGAAGCCCGUCUGCACGUGGGAAAUCUUGACCGUGAUGUUUCCACCAACGUCCUCGAGAAUGAGCUUGAGGUGCUCUUUGCCCCGUUCGGAACUUGCUGGGCACAGGUUCGCCAAGGCAAAGCCAACAGCCUCAUGAGCGGCUGGGUCCAGUUUCAGCACCCAGCUCACGCCGAAGCCGUUUUGCAGAGCGACCGAGUCGGACGAUUCGAUCUCAGGGGCCGGACUUUGCGAAUUGAAAUUGCCAGAGGGAUUCGUCAGUUACCUGUCUACCUAGUGAGCAUUGUCACCUCUAUCGACUCGUCUAACGAUACCACAGAAGGCCAUGAUCAGACGACUGGAACUGUCCCAGGCUUUCCCCCAGGCCUUGGCCCCGCUUAUAUGGCUCCGAUAGGACCGUCCAUGGCAGUUCCCAUGAGGGUCGACAAUACCAUGUCUCUGAUGCCGGUGCAGCUGCCUAUGCAUAUGUAUAUGCCCGGACCAACCAAGCCGAUAUACUUUCCUCACUAUUAUCUUAUCGUGGAACAUGGACACGACACCACUCCUGCUAUGCCUGUAUCUGCAUCUGGAGCAUCCGCACAGGCAAAUACUCCUUCUGUUGAUCGUGUAUCUCAACAUGCGCCCAUUGUUACUACUCCUUCGGAUGAGUUACCCAAGGAUUCCAUCGGGCUAGUCAACGAGACCGCAUCCAAAGAACCCACUGCCGAGCUCGACACGUCGGAUCCCACUACCAAUUCACCCGAAGAGCCAAAAAAUGCCUCUCAACGGGAAAAAGCCAAUCAGGCCAGCGACCUCCCCCUCACUAUAACUGGUCGUACCGUCCGCGAUUAUGUCCUCGAGCAGAACUCUCUUCUUGGGCUUGAUGCUAGCGAUGAGAUCAUUCAGGAGGUUAUCCUUGAGGUUGAGGCGGAACAGCGCUGGCUUGGUCGGUUGUCUGAGCCUGCGUCUGGAAGUGUGUCUGUCUCAGUCCGAGCUUACGAGCGAAGAAUCUACGGAUAUGCAUAA